AUGGAUUUCGAAUUCCAUCCUGGCGUAAACGGCUCAAGUCCCUGGGUUGAAUUCUACCCUUACAAUCCCUCCAAAACAGCCGGCUACGCUUUCGUAGCGAUCUUCGGUAUCUCGACCGUUAUACAUCUCGUCCUCAUGUUUCCCUAUCGGGCCGCCUAUUUCAUCCCGUUACUCCUUGGCGGAGUCUGCGAAACAUUCAGCUACUACGGCCGCGCCUGGUCACACAAUAACCGGACCCUAAUAUCCUCCUGGGCUCUCCAGCAAAUGCUUAUCAUGUGUGCCCCUCCACUCGUCGCCGCAACCAUUUACAUGAUCUUGGGACGAAUCAUCCGCGCUUGCAACGCAGAGCACCACUCCAGCAUCCGCACGAAAUGGCUCACGUUCAUCUUCGUGACAAACGACGUGCUUUGUUUCCUAACGCAGAUCUUUGGUGCCGGGGUCCAGGUCACAGGCGACCAACACAUAAUGGCCAUCGGUGUGAAAGUGGUGUUGGUGGGUUUGAUCUUCGCGCUGGUCGUCUUCGCCGUGUUUAUCUGGGUGGCGUUUAAAUUCCACCAGCGGCUGAAGCGCGAUCCCACGCCUGUUGCAUAUCAGAAUGGCGGACUACACUGGGAACGGUAUAUGUGGGCGAUCUACGUCUCGUGUGUGGCGCUGAUGAUCAGGAACUUGGUACGAACAAUUGAGUUUGGGGCGUCGGAUUCGGAUCUGGGGAAGAAGGAGGUAUAUAUUUAUAUUUUUGACGCGGUGAUGAUGUUCAUUUCGAUAGCUGUGUUGAUUAUCUGGCAUCCGGGGCUGCUCAUUAAGAGGUUGAGGGCGAUGAAUAAGGCGAAUGAGAUGUACGGGCCGUUGGCUGGGGAGACGCAAUCGGCAGAUGUGCCGUUGACGGGGUUUCAGGCGCAGAGAGAUUGA
This is a messenger RNA of Aspergillus affinis, 909 nucleotides long. RefSeq names its product RTA1 domain-containing protein. The transcript has 2 exons. Gene Ontology annotation, cellular component: membrane. The record is from RefSeq and is a predicted model, not a curated record. NCBI's taxonomy places the organism in Eukaryota, Fungi, Ascomycota, Eurotiomycetes, Eurotiales, Aspergillaceae. The coding region runs from base 1 to 909 and encodes 302 amino acids.